Molecule: messenger RNA, 6141 nt
Organism: Paramuricea clavata
Lineage: Eukaryota; Metazoa; Cnidaria; Anthozoa; Malacalcyonacea; Plexauridae
Source: the annotation of a GenBank genome assembly
GUUCACUUUAUCGAAGGUUUUGAUGCUUGGUUUUGAUGCAAAAAUAUGGCAGAAGCAAAGAAUUUUCUCUACGCUUUUUGUGGAAAACGGAAAGUAAAGCCAACCUACAACAAUACUAAUACAGCGGACGGUCGCUUUCAAUCGCAGGUAAGCUAUCCUGAUCAAAUAUUUGCGACGAGUUGUGUUAAUAAAUUCUCUUUAAAUAACUGCUAGCUCUGAUCAACUCCCGUGUACAGUCUCUCAUCAUUUCUUAUCAACUUUGAACUGCUUCAAAUUAUAAUGGCAACUAUUUUUGCCUGUGGGAAUACUGCAGCUAUGCAAAAACUGGCUUUACAGUUUGUAAUUAUUUAUUGAGAUUUCGAGCACUGAUAAAACGGAUUUUACUACAUCCCGGGCGUUCUUUGUCAGUGCCCGCGAUCACAAUUAGAAUUACCAGCGGUUGAGUUCGCAACUCAAUAUUCAAACAUUUUCAACCAGAUAAAAAAAGAUUAAAACUUUUUUAAAGCACUUUAGAUUUUAUACCGAUCCCAAACACUAACCGGCCUAACUUUUAAGAGUUAAAAAAGGAAGGAAGAAAAAAAUUACAGGAAAUUGAGAAAAAGAGCUAAAUCAGAUAAUAAAUGUUCGGCAUCGAUCCCGACCCCGACUGCGUUUCACUUCCGGUACGCAGCGCCUUUACCGCUUGAGCUAACGACAAACUUGGUAAAGAUUACCGCAAACAAAAGUUUUUAUAUUGCUACAAAAUACGAAAUAACUCCCGUCUGUCCAGUCACUUGGUUAUUUUUUAUUUGAACUGCUAUAAAUGUUACUAGCUCAUAUAAGAUCUGUGAAAUUAGUGUUAAAACAUAAACAGUUUUGUCAAAAAAUUAAAAGGCAAUAUGUCUGGAUCAAAUAAACUGACUAGAAGCAAACUGAUAUCUUGAAAUAUAGAUUAACAUGCUGACAAACUGUUACAGUUUAAUCAGGUUAUAAAUUCACAUCGAGUAUUAUAUAAUUUAUAUUUGGCUUUUAAGAUGUUUUCUUUCAAACAUUGUGAUUUCAGGAAACACUCGAUGUUAUCAUCAUAUACCGCUGAUAAUACUAAUUGUGAUCGCGGGCACUGACAAAGAACGCCCGGGAUGUAGUAAAAUCCUGAUAAAACUGAUAAUCUCACAUGUGAGAUUAUUUAUGAUAAUUUAUUUUACAAUUAUCGCUUUUCCGUUUAAAAAAAUAUCGCUUUUCAAAGACUGUUCUUUUUAUAAUAAACAGAAAAAUACAUGGAUGCUUGGAAAUACCAUGGCCAGAUUUAUUUCUCGUGUUGAACAUGAUAUCUCACUCGUUCGCUGCGCUCACUCGUGAGAUAUCAUGUUCAACACUCUAAAUUAAUCUGGUAUUUCCGUGCACCCAUGUAUUAUUCUCUCUAUAACCUUAAACUAUCCGAAGCAUUGUAAAGUAAUAUUAUUUUUUGUUUUACCAGCUGACUAUUCCAGGUUUCGAGUACACAUCUAAAGGUUUUUCACAGAACAAGAAAGAUGCAGAAAGUGCUGCAGCGAAGGAUUUUUGUGGUUACUUGAUUGGAGCAGGUCUAGUGCCUGCUGAAUCUUUGCCCGAUAGCGUGUUUGCGGAUGAAAUGAGUGCGCCAGUCCCGGCAUUACCUGCUACGGGUGGCCCAGGACCAGUUCAACAACCAUCGCCACAGAUGCAACGGCAACCAAUGAUGCAACCAUCACAAUCAUUUGAUGGGCCGCAACAGUCCAACUUUGGUGGACCUUCCUCAUUAAUGAAUGGUGUGCUAUGAUAAUACAAUAAUUUGUUCAUAAAGAUUGCUUCUAAGCUGAUAACUGGUACCAAGGCUUCAAAUUUGAAUUUUCCAGCAGUAUCCAACUGGAUACUAGCAACUUAAAAUCUGGUAUCCACCCAGAAAAUCUAGUAUCCCACAUUUGAAUAAUAAAUUAUUUUUGUACUGUGACCAGAAUUUUUUUCAGUAUUGCUCAGGAUACUGAACUUGUGAUUCCAGUAUCCAAAUUUAAAAUCUGGAUAUCGGAUAAUGAUUUUUUUAAGCUUUCUAAAAUCGGCUGUUGAUUGGUGUAAUCCAGAUUAACUUUAGUCUUUAUAAAUUAAAGUUCUCACACACUGCUGUGUAGCCGCCCUGCAGCUAUCUGUCUCAAUGUGUGACUAUUACAGCUAAUACAGCUUUUUAUUGGUUACGACAACCCAAAGGUCCCCAUACAAUAUAACUAACAAUAAAACCCACAAAUUACAAAGUUUGGACUUUUGUCUUGUUCAUAUCCAGCUAUUAAUCUGGAAGGGGCAGGUGUGUUUGGUCAAGAAGCAAUGGCAGACGCAACAACAGCAGGGCGCAUAUCCAUAGUUUCACAGCUUUUCAAGCAGUUUUAGAAAGUUUAAUAACUAUCUGGUGGAUAAUGGUAUUCAGCCUUUGUAAAACCAGCCCCAGGGUAGUCAACUUCAGUAAUGUUGUCGACCAAAUACAAGACUACAGCAUCUAAUCGAAUGAAAAGAAUUGACAUUAGUUUCUCACUCUGACAAUUGCUAGUUGACCAACAUCUGACAGUGAUUGUUUGAAUUUUUUCUUGUAUGUGUUUAGCUGCUCGACCUCCACCAAACUUUCAAAGUGGCGAAAGAAACUAUCACUACAGCAUGUACAACAAAAGACAGUUUGAAGAGGUUAGUAAAGAGCGAUUCAUUUGAGUGUUGUUGACAUAGUGGGCCUGUGGGGGCAACUCCACCCCCCCCCCCCCAAUAAUUUCUGAAAGCAUUUGAACUUAGCUAAAUAAGUAUGUAACAAAGCUGUGACAAUUAUAUUUCAGCCAUGAAAGCAUUGCUAGGCUGUAAAGUAAGCCAAAGAUUGCAUGGAAUUUAAGACAACAAAGAUUUUUUGUUUCAAUGGACAACUUGCAUGUUAGACAAAUUUUUGAUCUUGGCAAAAAAAAGUAAAUUCCCAUAAAGAACUUAUUAAAAUUAGUAAAAUUGCAAAAUUUGGUUGCAAAAUGUUGUAAAAUACAGAAAAUAUAGCCUUGCGAAGUUUGCAUAUUUUCAGUAUGUUUGUAUUAUGUGUGGAAAUUGUUACCACUUUUGAGCCGAAAAUGGUAACAAUUUCCGCACGUAAUACAAACAUAUAUAAAAUUUGCAAACUUUGCAAGGCUAUAUUUUCCAAACUUUACAACAUUUUGCAAUUGCACAAUUGCACAUUUUGCAAUUUUACUAAUUUCACGAUGUUCUUUUUAGCUGUGGUGUUUGAUUCCCUUCUCUUUACUUAGAUUAAAAUUUAGUCUAACAUGAAGUUGUCCAUUGCGUGUGAGACAAGCCCUUCCAUCAUUUUGACUUAUUAUUUUAUUAUUUAAUAUUUUUGAUAGGCUGAAGAAGUUGAUUUAAAUGCACAUCUUCAUGGUAACUGGACUGUUGCUAAUGCUAAGUCACGCUUGCAUCAAUAUUUACAACAGAACAGAUGUCCAGCAGAUUUUAAAUACUCGACUGGAGGCCCAGACCACAACAGGUUUGUCCAGUUCAUAACAGGUUCCUCUACAUCCUAACUGGUUUGUCCAGAUUGCAGCAGAUUUAAUUCUUACUUUGUUUUCUCAUAGGCAUUUCUCAUGUGAGCUCGCAGUGUUUGUUCGUUCACACAAGAGAAGUAAGCACAACUUAUGCACUACUACAAUACCAUAGUACCAUAGUUUAUAUUCACUUUACGUGUCUGUAUUGGGCAGUUUUGAUAAGGGCAGCAGAUGGUUUUCAACUCAGAAAUGUCUACACUUCAAGAGCAAGCAAAUUAAACUGCAUCUUUUAAUUUUUAUCAUUUUCAUUCAAACACUACAUAUGGUGAAAAUUAAUUGAUAGCUGCUGAUUGACAGAGUUUGAAAUAACUGCCUGUCUACCAGUCAAUUCUAAGCGAUUUUCACAAAUGUCAUGCAUAGAGAUAGCUUAACAAGCUUCUGUUGGCAGGGAUGUAACUACCUGAAAAAUACAAGGAGAAUUUCAACGUUUUUCGAGUGGAGGCCCUUUGUCUGGAGUUACUAGUGGAGAUAGCUUGCCUGUCUCAAGUUGAGAACAUGCCAAUUCUCCAAUUGUAUUAACAAAUACACAAAUUGUCACCAUGGACUGGUAAAACAUUAGGAACAUUUCUAACCUUGGUUGACCACCACCUGCUGCACAAUAGCACUUGGUGAAAACCAACCAUUGCUUAUACUUGCUGUAUAUUGUGAGAAUACUGACAAGCUUGCAAUAUUUUAAAUUUCUAGAUAUAAAAUCCAAAGAACUUGCCUCGACAAAGAAACAGGCUGCACAGAAAGUAGCUUUAAGCUUAGUGAGGCAGUUGUUUCAUCUGGGAGCCAUCGAAGGCGCUGAACCUGGACAGCUACAAGCAAAGAAAUUGAAAUCAGACGAGGUUUGCAGGGGUAUUUUAGGUUGUUGGGGGUUGGGUGGGAGCUUCCCCCUAAAUUUCAAUGGAGUUUAUUUGUCCCCUCUCAAGUCCCCAGACACAUCUAACCCAAUUCUAUUCUGAGGUAACUGUGGCCAUUAUUAGGAAUCUGGAAUGUCACAGUUACUGGACAAACAAACCAAAUUUAUUGAAUAGAGAUGCUGCUUGAUAAACCUUAGUCUUUCACUAGAUUACUAGGCAACUAAGGCAAGACAUUUGUGCAGGAAAUGGGCAAUUCCAGCUGUGGUGGAAUUGUGGUGAUGGAUUUUGUUCUUAGUCUAUAAACUAAAUUUUGAUCUGGGCAAGAGGAACAAAAUCCAUCACCACAGCUAGAAAGAGCAUGUUAAAAUGAGUAAAAUUGCAAAGUUUGGCCGGGAAAUGUUAUAAAAUGCGGAAAAUAUAGCCCUGCGAAAUUUGCAAAUUUUGUAUUAAUUUGUAUUACGCUCGGGAAAAUGCACCACAUGUGGGCCGAAAGUGGUGCAAAUUCCCGUGAAUAAUACACAUUAAUACAAAAUUUGCAAAUUUCGUAGGGCUAUAUUUCCCUCAUUUUACAACAUUUCGCAACGAAACUUAGCAAUUUUACUAAUUUUCAACAUGCUCUUUCUAGUUUCUAGCUGUGGUGAUGUAUUUUGUUCUUCUUGCCUAGAUCAAAAUUCAGUCUAUAGUAUCUUUCGCUAUUUACAGCUUGAUCCAAUUGAUGUUGGUAUUAGUCCUGAGUUGGAAGGUCAGAUCACCACUUUGCUGAAAGAUCUUAGCAUUGAGCCUGUUCCAGAGGUAGGGUUAUGUAUGACUAUCUAUCAUCAAAGUCAUCUUUUUCAGUCAUGUGUACUUCAAGCAAAAAAAGAUUCCAUUUCCACUUAGGAAAAUUUUCCGCAGAAAGAACAGACACAAAUUUUCCGUCGGAAAAUAAUUUUGAAGUUGAAAAUUUUCAACUUUUAACAAUGUUGUUUUCGGAACAUUUUCUGUCCAUGGAAGUUUUUCUUGAGUGCAAGUGGACCUUUAUGAACCACAAUCUUUUGUCCAGAGUUUCAGCUCUGUUCCUGUCCCUGUCCUGAACUAAGAUGAAACUCUGGGAAAAACUUGUAUUGAUAACUGACAAGAAGAGUGAAGAGAAGCAUUCUUUCCAAAAUAUUUAUUCAUGAUGGAACAUAAAAUUGUGUCAAAUAAUAGUAAUACUCUUUGACAACUAACUUGAUGUACUCUAAAGACAUGGUGGUUAAGGUUUUGCUCCUGGUUCAAUUUGACCACCACUUGUUCUUUGAGUGAAUCUUAUGACAUGAAUAUCAUUCUUUUAUUGUUGGCUGAACUGUGGUAAUGAAAGUGUGCAAGUACCACUAAUUCAGCCAGAAUAGCCUUUGAAGCUGAUCACCUUCAUAACAGGCUUAUUAGCACGACAAGAGAUUCUGUCAAAACACUGCAAUGGAAAAAGCAAUAUAGAAAUGAUCUUUGCAGCUGGUCCGAAAACUCUUAACACAACAAUAGUUUGGAGAGCAAGUGGAAUGUCAUGUUUUCUUGUGUUUGUCUUGCAAAUCCUACAUUUCCCAUGCUCCUCACACAUUGUUCUCAACUAUUUUUGACCAGCUGCAAUGGACCUGUUAGACCUCCAGUUUAAACGUAUCAUUUCCACUGCAGUGUUUUGAUGGCUAUCUCUUUAUUGUAGAAUAUCGCAAUUGUGGACACAAUUUUAUGUUUCAUUAUUUCUCAAUGGAAACAAUGCUUCUCUUCAG